Molecule: messenger RNA, 1035 nt
Organism: Phytomonas sp. EM1
Lineage: Eukaryota; Euglenozoa; Kinetoplastea; Trypanosomatida; Trypanosomatidae
Source: the annotation of a GenBank genome assembly
GGCACGAUAUAAGGUUUCAACAUGUGGGCCAUCAUGAGACGACCAAUUCUGCAUGGCGAGACAUGCCAGCAGCUGGAGGGCAGACGACGGCUUUGUGACUUUCAGAGUAACAUGUGGCUUCUGCCGUCACAUUUGCACGUUUUGAAGCUAAAGAUGCGCACUCAGAACUCGAAGCUGGUGCUUCCAGCGGAACACUUCGUGGAGGCCCCGCCUAGGGCCUUUCCAUUACCUCAGGUGCCGCCUGGGCUCAUGUCCACUAUCGUGGAGCGCGUAUCACCGCCAACGGCAUCGGAGCAUCUCCCAAUGAUUCUAGACACGAAGGAUCCUGGCGUUUAUUUUUGGCGGUUAUCCACGAUGGAUGAGUUUCUAGAUGCGAGUUUUCUCUGGUGCGAGAUGUGCUUCCCGCGCAAUUGGCUUUUGUGCUCCUCUAACGUGAUUGCGUGGCCUCAGAGUCCUCUCCAGCCGCUGACGAUUCUUAACGCGCAGGAAACGACUAACCCUUUUCUGCUCGAUCCCCUUCUAGAACAUGUGAACCUGGUGGAUGGCAAGCCGCUGUCGAAAUCCCUCAGCAGUGGCUUGACGACGGUGGCCGCGCAAUUCGGGUACUUAUCGUUUGCCUGGCUCGAGGCCUGCAACGCGUCGCCAGAUGUGAGAAGUCGUGCUACACCUCACUCGGUCUUAGUUCUGGAGAGGAUGUGUCUUUUACAUAUUUCGCAGCUCUCUAUCGAGACUCAACGGAAGCUAAUGAUGAGUGCCUCUCGCUUUGUCCUUUUAAGGUCAGCCAUUUCAUCUUUUGUCUACAUUACACACGAAGGGUGGGUCUCUGAGUCGCGUUUAAGGCUUACUGAGAAAAUUGAACGAUCUGACAUUCCUCCUCUUGCUGAAGGAAGCCCCCGCCAGCCUUUAUUAUGGGUGGCUGACAAUGCAGGUGACGAUAUGGAUGAGUCAGAUAAAUAUCUUGUUCGGUACCGUUGUUCUCAACGCCUCUUUUUUAACGUUUCUCAAUUGACGACGAAAAAAGCGUUAAUUUCAUGA